AUGGACCUUUCACAGGAACUCGAAGCCUUGUCAAUUGCAACCAAAGAAAAAAAGUAUGAUGAAUUUCUAGACAAGCUAGGGACCUUACAACAUGUCGAAAAAGAAGCAAAAUUUAGAGAUCUUUUAAAUAAAUUUAAACAAUUUCCUACAAGCUCAGGUAUUAUUAAAUCUAUUCACAAUAACGAAAAUUUGACGCAGUACCAAAAAGAUGAAUAUCUCGGAACAGCAAUUAUGAAACGAAUCUAUUUAUUCGCAAUGAAUCAUGAACUUACACACAUUCUCUUUGAGUCUAUGAAACUUUCCAACAAUAAUACUCUUGGAUCCGGCGUAGAUGGUAAACAACUUGAACAAGUUAUCAAAGAGUGUCAAAAGAAGCAUUGGAAGUUUCAUAAAACUAAUUGUAAAUCUGAUAUCGCAUCAAAAGAUUGGUACCCUGACUAUAUCAAGGAAGAGAGAAUGCCAACAUUCCUUUUAGAUAGUCCGUCUUUUAACACUUUUGUAGGAGUAGAAUAUUUAUGGGGAAAUAUGCCCGCAAUUGAUAUUGUUAAAAUAGCUUCUAACGAACUUGCAGGAGGCAAAUCAAGUUUUAAUGAGCCCAUCAAUCUUCUCUUUGCUGCAAGUGGAGAUCUCAAUGAUAUUAUUAUGUCAGUGAAUGGAAUACCACUCGAUUUCAAUCAACCAGUUAAUAUUUGUGUUAAUGAUUUUGCCGAAAGGGUUGUGGUUCGAAAUUUUAUAAUACUUUAUCUAUUUGCAAAGCUUGGAAAGAAUGCUAUUGAUAUCGCUAUUCAUAUUUGGUACUCAUCAGCACUUACUGAUGAGCAAAUGAUUGGAUGCUUUGGAAUAUUUAAUACUGUUUUUCAAGAUUUAUUAGGUUCGAAUAUGUCAGGUUCACGGAUUACGGAAGAAUAUGAAUUUAAGUGUGAUAAAGUUAAGAUUUGUACACAUUUUAGUCCUAAGACGUGGAUGUGCCUCGCAGAAAUGCUUGAAAAUAGCACUGAUCUACAAACAGGUGUAAUGUUGCGCAAUAAAAUUAUGUUAGACCCAGCACGUAUAGAUUAUCGACACCGACAUAUGCAGGCUCUUACGCCAGGAGAACGGAUUUAUCCAACAUAUGGUUGGCUAUUGCCUGAUAAUUCAGAACCACUUUCAGGAUGGGAUAUAUCUAGCGUUGUCCAGGUUAAGCAUGGAACAGCAGACGAAGACCUUUAUGGAAAACUUUACUUUUAUCUCCGUGAACAAUUUGGGAUAUUCAUUGAUCGAUUGGAAAAUUUGACAAUUAAUUUUGAUUUGUAUGAUGAGGAUGCACUCGAACUUGGUAAAAAAUUAAAAAGCAAACGAUUUGAUAGAAUUUAUGUAAAUAAUAUUAGUGACGAAUCAUAUGUUGAUAAUAAUGUAAUGGCUAAAAUUUUUAAUAUUAUGGAUGAAAUCUCUAAUGAAACUAAUGCGUUAUAUGAUCAUACUCAAGCAUUUGAAACAUAUAUGGAAACGAAGGGAGCGAAUAAAACUGCGAAAAAGGUCGGAUUACGUCGUCGAACGGUUCAUAGAAUCGUACCUAAGAGAGUUGGUGUCAGUAUGAGGGAAGAUGAGCAAAACAAUGUGCUAUCGCUUGAAAAUGAAAGAGAUAGACAUUUAUUACUUGGUGUUGGAAUGAACACAUUUUUAGAACGUUAUGUCGAGUGGGAGGUUGUGGCUUAA
Racocetra fulgida is the source of this 1695-nucleotide messenger RNA. The record is from the annotation of a GenBank genome assembly. NCBI's taxonomy places the organism in Eukaryota, Fungi, Glomeromycota, Glomeromycetes, Diversisporales, Gigasporaceae.